Messenger RNA from Mycena citricolor, 342 nucleotides. Lineage: Eukaryota; Fungi; Basidiomycota; Agaricomycetes; Agaricales; Mycenaceae. The record is from the annotation of a GenBank genome assembly.
AUGUCUCAAUUUGUAUUCAGUGCAUUUGAUCCGCCCUCUCUUGUGACGCCUGCACCCUCAGCCGCCCUCAGCUCUCAAAAUCCCCAUGACGCAACUCAUGCAUCAUCCAAUGGGCGUUCCGUGGAGAUCUUCAAGUUCCAGACGGGCAAUCCAACAGUGAAGUAUGGCUCAUAUGAAGCUGAUGUUGCAUCGGGGCAAUACACAUUGUGCUGGGGCACGGUAGCUGAACUGGAGGAAUGGAUCGAAGCAGAGGAGCGGAAACUCUGCGUCGAUCUUCCCCUCAAAGAAGUUGUCCGGAACAAGAACAAGCGGAAUCACAAGUGGAUUCAGAAGAGCACCUAA